Messenger RNA from Emys orbicularis (European pond turtle), 1806 nucleotides. It is a transcript of the gene TBX18, whose product is annotated as T-box transcription factor 18. The record is from RefSeq and is a predicted model, not a curated record. Bases 1 to 1806 code for a protein of 601 amino acids. Gene Ontology annotation, molecular function: DNA-binding transcription factor activity, RNA polymerase II-specific; RNA polymerase II cis-regulatory region sequence-specific DNA binding. Gene Ontology annotation, biological process: regulation of transcription by RNA polymerase II; positive regulation of DNA-templated transcription; somitogenesis. The transcript has 8 exons. Gene Ontology annotation, cellular component: nucleus. NCBI's taxonomy places the organism in Eukaryota, Metazoa, Chordata, Testudines, Emydidae.
AUGGCAGAGAAGCGGCGACCCUCGCCCGGCACCGCGAUGAGUCUCAAGGCUCACGCCUUCUCGGUAGAGGCGCUGAUUGGAGCCGAGAAGCAGCAGCACAAGCAGCCGAAGCGCCGCAAGCUGGGCGGCGAGGAGGAGCCGGCGGCGGCGGCGGAAGAAGCGGGCAGCGGCUGCCAAAAGGGCUCCAGCGAGGGCGCCGAAAGCGCCCCGUUGCAGCCCCACGCUGGGGCAGUAUCGGCGCCUGGCAGGAGCUGCGGCGAGCUGGAGCUGAGCUGCGGCGUCCGGGGACCCGCCGGCAGCUGCGAGGAGAGUUUCCUAGGAGGGUCCCCGCCAGUGUCGCCCGGCGGCUCCCCCAAGGGGUCUAGGGCCGGUUCCCCUCCACCAACCCCGCAAGCGCCCCGGGUAGAUCUGCAGGGAGCCGAGCUGUGGAAGCGCUUCCAUGAGAUCGGCACCGAGAUGAUCAUCACCAAGGCAGGAAGGCGGAUGUUCCCCGCAAUGAGAGUGAAGAUCUCAGGUUUAGACCCACAUCAGCAAUAUUACAUUGCCAUGGACAUUGUGCCAGUGGAUAACAAAAGAUACAGGUAUGUUUACCAUAGUUCGAAGUGGAUGGUGGCCGGGAAUGCUGAUUCACCAGUACCUCCUCGUGUUUAUAUUCACCCUGAUUCACCCGCCUCAGGGGAGACCUGGAUGAGGCAAGUGAUCAGCUUUGACAAACUGAAACUUACAAACAACGAGCUGGACGAUCAAGGGCAUAUUAUCCUUCAUUCUAUGCACAAAUACCAGCCCCGUGUCCAUGUCAUUCGUAAAGACUGUGGUGAUGAUCUGUCUCCAGUCAAGCCCAUUCCUUCAGGAGAAGGCGUCAAAGCAUUCUCCUUUCCUGAAACUGUUUUCACUACUGUAACAGCAUACCAGAAUCAACAGAUCACUCGAUUGAAGAUUGAUAGGAAUCCAUUUGCCAAAGGAUUUAGAGAUUCUGGACGUAACAGAAUGGGACUGGAAGCUUUAGUGGAGUCCUAUGCAUUCUGGAGACCUUCACUGAGGACACUUACAUUUGAAGAUAUACCUGGGAUCCCGAAACAAGGAAAUGCAGGCUCCUCUACUUUACUCCAGGGACCUGGCAAUGGAGUUCCAUCUACCCACCCUCACCUCUUACCUGGGUCCCCUUGCUCUUCUCCUGCCUUCCACCUGGGUCCCAACACUAGCCAGCUCUGUAGCCUUGCUCCAGCUGACUAUUCGGCUUGUGCCCGCUCAGGCUUAACCCUUAACAGAUACAGCACUUCUCUGGCUGAAACCUACAACAGGCUCACAAACCAAACCAGUGAGACCUUUGCACCCCCAAGGACUCCCUCUUAUGUGGGUGUGUCAAGUAGCACAACUGUGAACAUGUCUAUGACGGGCAAUGACGGUGAUGCAUUCAGCUGCCCACAAACCGGUUUAUCUAUGCAGAUAUCAGGGAUGUCGCCACAGCUUCAGUACAUCAUGCCAUCCCCAUCAAGCAAUGCCUUCACCACUAAUCAAACCCACCAAGGCUCUUACAAUACGUUUAGACUACACAGUCCCUGUGCUUUGUAUGGAUAUAACUUUUCCACAUCCCCCAAACUGGCUGCCAGUCCUGAGAAAAUUGUUUCUUCCCAAGGAAGUUUCUUGGGGUCCUCACCAAGUGGAACCAUGACUGAUCGGCAGAUGUUGCCCCCUGUGGAAGGAGUUCACUUACUUAGCAGUGGGGGGCAGCAGAAUUUCUUUGACUCUAGGACCCUAGGAAGCUUAACACUGUCAUCAUCUCAAGUGUCUGCACAUAUGGUUUGA